Messenger RNA from Podospora pseudocomata, 306 nucleotides. RefSeq lists its product as uncharacterized. The transcript has 2 exons. NCBI's taxonomy places the organism in Eukaryota, Fungi, Ascomycota, Sordariomycetes, Sordariales, Podosporaceae. The record is from RefSeq and is a predicted model, not a curated record. Bases 1 to 306 code for a protein of 101 amino acids.
AUGACUCUUUUCAACCCUCCCGUUAUGAGAUCUGACUCGGCAGGUGAAGGUCUCGAAGGCUUUUACACAUCGGAUAUCUUGUCUGCGCACCCGCCAUCAAGGCUUCGCCAAGGAAUACCACAACGCAGAGGCAGAGCCGCCAUCUACACAACCACAUGGCAAGAUCCGGACCAGCCGCCGCUGCUACCCCACGAAUGCCUGUUCAUUACCACCCAGUACCGCCCGACUGGUUAUACGCACAUGAACAAGUACGGACACGGACAAACGCCACAAACAGCGCAGCUCCCUGGCGCAGCCCGCAACUGA